AUGGCGAAUUGGUCACCGUCCCACCAAAAUUUAAAUACCGAAUACACCCUUAGUCCACCGCCGACCGCCGCCGGCAGCCGACCGCCGCCGGCAGCCGACCGCCGCCGGCAGCCGACCGCCGCCGGCAGCCGACCGCCGGCCGCCGGCAGCCGACCGCCGCCGGCAGCCGACCGCCGGCCGCCGGCCGUCGCCGGCCGCCGACCGCCGCCGGCCGUCGCCGGCCGCCGGCCGCCGCCGGCCGCCGGCCGCCGGCCGCCGGCCGUCGCCGGCCGUCGCCGGCCGCCGGCCGUCGCCGGCCGUCGCCGGCCGCCGGCCGUCGGCGGCCGUCGCCGGCCGUCGCCGGCCGCCGACCGCCGGCCGUCGCCGGCCGCCGACCGCCGACCGCCGGUCGUCGUCGGCCGCCGACCGCCGGCCGUCGUCGGCCGCCGACCGCCGGCCGUCGCCGGCCGUCGCCGGCCGCCGACCGCCGACCGCCGGCCGUCACCGGCCGGCGACCGACGGCUGCGGCAGAAGUGCAGCGACCGUCAGUAG
This is a messenger RNA of Zingiber officinale, 531 nucleotides long. RefSeq names its product proline-rich proteoglycan 2-like. The record is from RefSeq and is a predicted model, not a curated record. NCBI's taxonomy places the organism in Eukaryota, Viridiplantae, Streptophyta, Magnoliopsida, Zingiberales, Zingiberaceae. The coding region runs from base 1 to 531 and encodes 176 amino acids. The transcript is spliced from 2 exons.